AUGACCCUAACGGACCUAGAAACCUGUGCCGAGGAAAUUACAACAGCUGCCAGAACCCUGGCGAGAGACGGGCACUCGGGCGGGUAUUCAGCUGGGCUCCCUGACCAUCUCCGACCCGUCCAGCGAACGCUGAUUGCCAAUGCCUCGCAAGUAUUAGCCCUCGCCGGUCAGCCCGCCGACUUUGUCCGACAGUUGGCUCUCUAUAAUCAGCUUUUGGCAUGCUUGCGGUGGUUGGGAGAGUUCCAGGUGUUAGCGUGUAUCCCUCUGGAUGAACCCGUACCCUUUGAAGACGUGGCGGACAUUGCAGGAGUCCCCGAAUGUCGGCUGCGUCGACUGGUGCGACCGCUAUUUACCAUAGGCUUUCUUUGUGAGCCUUCGCCGGGGCAUGUGGCCCACAGUGUGUUGUCGAGACAGUUUGUGACCCAACCAGCCCUGCUGGACGCCAUUCUCUUCAUGUCGGAGACUCUGGCUCCGUCAGCGUCAACGAUGGGGAUCCAAACGCGCCGAUUUGGGGCCUCGGAGCAGGCUGAAGAGUCCGCAUGGAAUCUGGCCUUAGGAAGUGGCUCUCCGUUCGCCGCAUGCCUUCAGCAACGACCCAAGGUUAAGCGGCAGCUGGGUGCCUACCUCUCCUACGUGUCGAGUGCCAUUGAUACCGCCGUGGGAGAUACGCUGACUCGGAUGAAUUGGCACAGCUUGGGAAUGGCAACAGUCGUGCAUGUGGGCGCACAGUCACCCUCACUGGUUGUGGCCCUCGCUCCCCAAUUUCCAUCGCUCCGUUUCCUCGUCCAGACAGAACCUAAGACCGAGUCUGCGAGCAUACCUCUGCAUCUACGCACACGCAUUACUUGGGGCACCCGUCUAUCAACAGCAACACAACCUGUCGUCGAUGCGGCCGUCUAUCUCAUCUCCAUCCCAUUCCCAUCGCCACAGUCGCCGGCGAUAGAAAUCACCAUGCGAGUCACUCAGGCGCUACGGGCUCAUGUGGAGGUGUUGCGGAACAAUCCAGACGCGCGUCUCAUUUUGACAUUGCCGAUGCCGUCGACCACAAAGUCGAUGGACGCUGCGGCGCGAGCGGCGGUCAGUCUGAGCGAUCUCGCCUUACUGCAGCUAACCAAUGGGGCGCCCCUCAACAUGGGUGAGAUACGAGAUUUGCUGCGCAAUCGCUCUGACGGGCUCGUGGUGAUGCGGGAGCUUCGAUCUCCCACCAACGCCGUUAUUGCAUUUGAGAUUCAGUACCACGUGGAUAAUGAUGACAACCGAUUUUAA
Molecule: messenger RNA, 1266 nt
Organism: Aspergillus bombycis
Lineage: Eukaryota; Fungi; Ascomycota; Eurotiomycetes; Eurotiales; Aspergillaceae
Gene: tpcD
Product: trypacidin cluster transcriptional coactivator tpcD
Exons: 4
Coding region: 1-1266 (421 amino acids)
Molecular function (GO): methyltransferase activity
Source: RefSeq, a predicted model, not a curated record